Molecule: messenger RNA, 2008 nt
Organism: Mesocricetus auratus (golden hamster)
Lineage: Eukaryota; Metazoa; Chordata; Mammalia; Rodentia; Cricetidae
Gene: Krt9
Product: keratin 9
Cellular component (GO): keratin filament
Molecular function (GO): structural molecule activity
Source: RefSeq, a predicted model, not a curated record
AUGAGUUGCAGACAGAUCACCUCAUCUUUCUGGAGCCGCAGAGGAGGAGGCAGAGGGGGCAGCAGGGGUAGCAUGCAGUCUUCUUUCAGUCGCUCCUCCAGGGCUGGUGGAGGAGGGGGCCGCUUUAGCUCUUCCAGUGGCUUUGGUGGGGGUGGCCUUGUGGCCUGUGGCAGUGGAGGUGGGGGCAGUUUUGGCUCCAGCUAUGGUGGAGGAGCUGGAGGGGGCUUUAGUACAGGGAGUUCCAGCGGUAUGUUUGGGGGAGGUUCUAAGAGCUUCGGUGGUGGCUCUGGAGGUGGCUUUGGUGGUGGCUCUGGAGAUGGUUUUGGUGGUGGCUCUGGAGGUGGCUUUGGUGGUGGCUCUGGAGGUGGCUUUGGUGGUGGCUCUGGAGGUGGAGAAGGUAGCAUUCUGAAUACCAAUGAGAAGGUUGUCAUGCAGAAUCUCAGUUCUUGUCUGGCUGCCUACAUGGAUAAAGUACAGGAAUUGGAGGAGGCCAACACCUCCCUGGAGAAACAGAUCCAGGAAUGGUAUUCAAAGAAGGGGUCCAGAUCUCAUUUCUACAACACUAUCGAAGACCUGAAGGACAGGAUUGUGGAUCUCACAACAAGGCAAAACAGAACACUUCUGGACAUAGACAACACUCGCAUGACUAUGGAUGACUUCAGAGUUAAGUUUGAGAUGGAGCAGACCCUGUGACAAGCGGUGGAUGCUGAUAUUAAUGGCCUGCAGAAAGUGUUGGAAGCUAUGAAGAUGGAGAAAACCGAUCUGGAGAUACAGCUUGAUACCCUGGAUGAAGAGCUGAAGGCCCUUAAGAACAAUCAUCGGGAGGCGAUGAAGCAGCUGAUGGGCCAGAAUGAUGGAGAUGUUAGUAUGGAGAUAAAUGUGGCCCCCAGCACAGAUCUCACCCAGAUCCUCAAUGACAUGCGCGAGGAGUACGAGCAACUCAUUUCUAAGAACCACCAGGACAUUGAGCAACACUGUGAGUCCAAGAUGACCCAGAUUGAACAAGAAGUGACCAACAGCGGCCAAGAGAUGGAGAGCAGCAUGAAGGAAAUGUCCCAGCUCCAGCACAGCAUCCAGGAGUUGGAUAUCGAGCUGCAGACUCAGCUUAGCACGAAAUCAGCCCUGGAAAAGGCUUUGGAGGACACAAGGAACUGCUACUGUGGCCAGCUGCAACAAAUCCAGGAACAGAUCAGUCAGGUGGAGGCCCAGCUUGCUGAGGUCCGGGCAGAAACCGAGUGUCAGAACCAGGGAUAUGGCAUUCUGCUAGGCAUCAAGACAAGGCUGGAAAAAGAAAUCGAGACUUACCACAACCUCCUUGAAGGCAGCCAGCAAGACUUUGAAUCUUCUGGUGCUGGACAAAUUGGCUUUGGAAGUGGCAAAGGAAGACGAAGAGGAAGUGGAGGCAGCUCUGGGGGAGGAAGUGGAGGCAGCUAUGGAGGAGGAAGUGGGGGCAGCUAUGGAGGAGGAAACAGCUCUGGGGGAGGCAGUGGAGGAAGUUAUGGUGGAGGAAGUGGAUCCAGGGGAGGAAGUGGAGGUGGCCAAAGUAGAGGAGGUGGCUCCAAGGGAGGUAGUGGAGGCAGCCAUGGUGGAGGAAGUGGUUCAGGAGGAGGAAGCGGAGGCAGCCAUGGUGGAGGAGAUAGAAGGUCCUCUCAGUCCCAGUCCUCAAAAUCUGCCGACUAUGAUGAUGAGUCAAAAGGCUACCAGAUGGGAUACUAGAGCCCUGGUCAACUUUCCCCACCCAGCCCCAGCUGAGACUACCCCAGGAGGGUAGGACCUACAUGAAGCGUGCUUACUGUAUCCUGACAUUGAGACUAACUGGCAACAAGCCUGAGUCCCUUUUUGGAACUGGAUGGAGUUGGCAUUGUGCCUCUGGACCUCUAUUGGCUGUGUCCCUUGCUGGGGAAGCUUCUUGUCUGGGGAGAACUUGAUUCUUCAGUGUGUCCUGGGGGUGGCCCCACUCCCUUCCUUAUCCUGACUUCUUAAUAAAGUUCUCCUAUUGCAAAUUAAA